Molecule: messenger RNA, 576 nt
Organism: Spinacia oleracea (spinach)
Lineage: Eukaryota; Viridiplantae; Streptophyta; Magnoliopsida; Caryophyllales; Amaranthaceae
Exons: 1
Coding region: 1-576 (191 amino acids)
Source: RefSeq, a predicted model, not a curated record
AUGGGGACUUGUAAGCCUUCCCCCACUCCUGUUGACACUAAUGCAAAGCUUAGUGCAGAUUCAGGUCCUCAUGUGGCUGACCCAACUCAGUACUGUAGUCUGGCAGGUGCUCUACAGCACCUUACAUUUACUCGCCCUGACAUUGCCUAUGCGGUUCAACAUGUGUGUAUUUUUAUGCAUGAUCCACGGGAGCCUCAGUUGUAUGCAUUAAAGCGCAUCCUACGCUAUAUUCAGGGCACCAUUGAUCACAGAUUACAUUUAUAUCCUACAUCUACUUUGCGCUUGAUUACAUAUAAUGAUGCAGAUUGGGGUGGGUGUCCUGACACUCGCUGUUCGACUUCAGGAUAUUGUUGUUUCUUAGGUGACAAUAUUAUUUCUUGGUUUUUUAAGUCUCAGCCUACUCUUUCUAGAUCAAGUGCAGAGGCAGAAUAUAGAGGCGUAGAAAACGUCGUUGCAGAGGUGUGUUGGCUGCGUAACCUUCUUCUGGAGUUACAUUGCCCUCUACGUCAGGCCACCAUUGUUUAUUGCGAUAAUGUCAGUGCUAUUUAUUUAUCCAGCAACCCCAUCCAACAUUAG